This is a messenger RNA of Porites lobata, 904 nucleotides long. The record is from the annotation of a GenBank genome assembly. Lineage: Eukaryota; Metazoa; Cnidaria; Anthozoa; Scleractinia; Poritidae.
CAUCUUUCCUCAACAGCUAAGAACUGUGCUGAGCUAUACAAAGCUGGCAAAAGAAUCAGCGGCGUGUACACAAUCGACCCUGAUGGUGAAGGUGCCUUUGAAGUGUUCUGUGAUCAAAAAACAAGCGGAGGGGGGUGGACAGUGUUCCAAAAGAGACUGGACGGCUCGGUUUCUUUCUACAAUUACUGGGAUGACUACAAAAAUGGGUUUGGUAACCUGAAUGGUGAGUUCUGGCUUGGAUUGGACAAGAUUUACCGCCUGACGGAAAAGAAACGCAACCGGCUUCGAGUUGAUCUGGAGGAAACUACAGGCAACACUGCUUACGCUGAAUAUGACAUGUUUGCAGUUACAAACGAAGCGACUAAAUACAAGCUCAGUCUGGGAAAUUACUCAGGUAUCGUGCUUGGAAUGUAUUUAAUUUUGAUGUAUAGUAUUUUGUCUUCGUGUCUUAAUUAUUCGUUCAAAGCUUGGUUGUUAGCGGUUUCUUGACUUCUUGCAAACUUGAAAACUCUAGGAAGUUUCAAAAGGAGCUCAGUUACUUUUCCAAACGUAGCCCCCCUCUUGUACUUCAAUGCUAGAUUAUAUUCAGGUAUUCUACUCCAAACAUUCCUGGUAAAAUGACCUUGUAUGACCCCUAGGAACUGCUGGUGACUCAUUAACGAGGUGGCAUCGAAACCAGCCGUUUAGCACUAGAGACCAAGAUCAUGAUGCCGCCCCACGUAACUGCGCUGUGGUCUACAGAGGAGCCUGGUGGUACUAUCGUUGCCAUCAUUCAAACUUGAAUGGUUUUUAUUACAACGGUUCACAUUCAUCAUAUGGUGAUGGUGUCAACUGGCAUUCAUGGAAAGGAUAUCACUACUCUGCCAAGAGAGCUGAGAUGAAAAUCAGACCGGUCAACUUUUAG